Molecule: messenger RNA, 984 nt
Organism: Botrytis deweyae
Lineage: Eukaryota; Fungi; Ascomycota; Leotiomycetes; Helotiales; Sclerotiniaceae
Exons: 3
Coding region: 1-774 (257 amino acids)
Biological process (GO): 7-methylguanosine cap hypermethylation; 7-methylguanosine RNA capping
Cellular component (GO): nucleus
Molecular function (GO): RNA cap trimethylguanosine synthase activity
Source: RefSeq, a predicted model, not a curated record
AUGGUCGUCAAUAGCAGCAAGUCGUUUGGACAUGCAGCCGCGAACGAAUAUGAAGAGAACCAAGAUGACGACAUCCCCGCCCAAUUUGAAUUAGACGAGAAUUGUACACAUUACACCUCCUUGAAAGAAGUGCCCUGGGAUCUACAUAAAUACUGGCAGCAGCGUUAUAGCGUGUUCUCACUCUACGACAAUGGUAUCUAUAUGACAGACGAUGCUUGGUUCGGCGUUACCCCUGAACCAGUAGCUACUCAAAUCGCUCAGGACUAUGCCUCUUCUACAUCGCCCACAAAGACAACUAUAAUUGAUCUGUUCGCUGGCGCUGGCGGCAACUCCAUCGCGUUCGCUCUCUCCAACCGUUGGGCCCAUGUCAUAGCCAUUGAGAAGGAUCCCUCGGUUAUCGCCUGCGCUGAAAACAAUGCCUACGUCUAUGGUGCUACAAACAUAACUUGGGUUAAUGGAGACUGUUUCGAGUACCUCAAGACCCACGCCUCUUCUAUUAAUCCUUCAGAAACUGUCAUUUUCGCAUCCCCACCGUGGGGAGGUCCUGGCUAUACCUCUGAAAAUAUUUUCGAUCUGAGUACUAUGCAACCAUAUUCUGUGCAGUAUAUUCACGAGGCAUGUAAGGCAAUGGAUACAGCAUUGUAUCUUCCACGAACCAGCGACCUUAGACAAAUCUCUGCAUUGUUGCCCGAUGGAAAGAAGGUUGAGCUUGUGCAAUAUUGCAUGGAGGGAGCGAGUAAGGCGCUAGUGGCGUAUAUCCCAGCCAUUCAAUGAUAACGAUUUGAUCGGUUUGAUGAAGACUUCGGAGAUCCGGGUGGAGCUGCAAGUCGAGGUGCCUUGAAGCCUGAGGGCUGCAGCAUACAUGCGGUCUAUCAUGUGGGGAUGGUACAAAUUUUUGUUGCAUAUCGGGAAUUCCUGAGGCAAAUGGUGGGAGAAGACUUGGCCACAUGAGCAAAAUGUCGAAAUAUGCAGAUGGCAUCAAGU